Messenger RNA from Brassicogethes aeneus, 330 nucleotides. Lineage: Eukaryota; Metazoa; Arthropoda; Insecta; Coleoptera; Nitidulidae. The record is from the annotation of a GenBank genome assembly.
AUGAAAAUAGUGAUAUGUUCUGUUUUAAAUAUUUUUAUUUUGGCAACAUUAUCAAAUGUGCCAGCACUUUGUCAACAUCCUCCUACCCCUAUGGAGUUAAUACACAAUCUGUUUAAAACACCACCAAAACUGGGUCCAACACCACCAACCCCUGCAAAGUUUAUAGAAAAUUUAAUGAAUGAAACAUUAUCUGAAAUUGCUACUUUAUCGCGAAAUUUUUACUUUAGGGAUGUUAAGGACAAGGAUGUAAAAUUUUACCUUUUUAGAAAGGAAAAACCUUAUAUUGAGGAUGUAACUGAGGCUCCGCAUAAAGAUAUAUUGGCCUAUUGA